Messenger RNA from Hemiscyllium ocellatum (epaulette shark), 3949 nucleotides. RefSeq names its product dymeclin (gene dym). Gene Ontology annotation, cellular component: Golgi apparatus. Gene Ontology annotation, biological process: Golgi organization. Lineage: Eukaryota; Metazoa; Chordata; Chondrichthyes; Orectolobiformes; Hemiscylliidae. The coding region runs from base 216 to 2228 and encodes 670 amino acids. The record is from RefSeq and is a predicted model, not a curated record. The transcript has 18 exons.
CCGUGUGGGUGGGCGGUUGGUGCAGUGCGCGAGGAGUCGGUGUUUGUCUGUCGGUAACAGCUCGUGCGGCCAGCCGGUGGGACAAGGGAGACAAACAGAUCUCCACCAGGGCUUUUUUUGGAUGUGUUUGUCUGUCCACUCUUCCCUUGAAGUUGGAGGUUAUAAUUAAAGCAGUGAUGGUAUAAAUCGAACUGGGUCUUUUGCACAAGUUGGAGAUGGGAGCAAACAGCAGCAGCAUUGCUGAGCUUGCAAAUAACAGCUACCUUCAACGUCUUGCUGGCACAGAAACCAUAUCAGAGAAUGAUCCGUUCUGGAAUCAACUUCUAUCGUUUUCCUUCACCACAUCUACCAAUGGUCCUGAUACACAGCUCUUGGAAGAGGCAACACUUUCGAUUUCCAAAUCAUUAAUUGAGAACAAUCCUCGGACAGAAAACUUUCAAGCUCUUGUUAAGGUUUUUCUCAGUCGAACUAAUGAAUUGAAGGUCUCAGCUGAAUGUCAAGACCAGCUCUUUAUUUGGCAGGCCCACAAUGCCCUGUUCAUCAUUCGCUGUUUAUUGAAAGUGUUUGUCAGCCAAAUAUCCGAAGAGGAACUACAGCUUCAUUUUACUUAUCAAGAGAGACCACCAUUAUCUUAUGGGGCUGAGGCAGAAGAUCUCCUGGAAGAAUUAAUUUGUACUCUAGUACAUCUCAUUAUUGAAUUACCUUUAUUAGAUAUUACAUAUAGCAUUCUUCUUGAAUCUGUGACUACACUUUUAGUUCUACUGUCUUACCAGCUAUUCCAGAAGGAAAUCAUUCGAGAGAGUUUAAUAUACAAAUGUUUGAUGGAAGGACAAUGCCUUCAAUAUACUAGCAGAGUUGUAAAAACAUUGCUUUACAACUUCAUACGGCAAGAGAAGUGCCCAUCUCCAAGGACUCAGAUUUUUGAACAGACAUCAGAAGGAAGUGGUUUGCUAUAUGGAUUAGCUUCUGGUGUGGCAUCUGGCCUCUGGACAGUACUUACCUUGGGAGGAGUUGGGAAUAAGACAAGCCAGCAAGGGGAUCUGUCAUCUCCACUGGCUAAUCGAAGUCUUCUGCUUCUGCUUGUUUUAUCUAAUUUGAGCAACAGACCAGAAAAACCAAAUCCAUAUCGACAGUCGAUAAUGUCUUUCAGAAAUACGCAAGAUAAUACUGCCAUUCAAUCACCAAACUCCUACUGCUUCCAGAUAAAUUUCAACAGUUUGUAUACAGCACUGUACGAGCAGCAGAAAUCUGAUCAGGCCACUCUUCUGCUGUAUACUUUGUUGCAUCAGAACCCGAACGUGAGAACAUAUGUCUUGGCCCGUACUGACGUAGAGAAUUUGGUUCUUCCAAUUCUUGAGACUUUGUAUUGUGUUGAAGAACGUAAUUCUCACCAUGUGUACAUGGCACUCAUUAUUCUUCUAAUCCUCACUGAGGAAGAUUCAUUCAACCGUUCUGUGCACGAAGUGGUACUAAAGAAUAUUACUUGGUAUGCUGAGCGUGUCCUGACAGAAAUCUCAUUAGGAAGUCUUCUAGUUCUUGUGGUGAUACGAACCGUGCAGUACAAUAUGACCAGAACCAGGGACAAAUAUCUACAUACGAAUUGUUUGGCAGCAUUAGCUAAUAUGUCUGCUCAGUUUCGGUCAUUACAUCAGUAUGCAGCUCAGAGAAUUAUCAGUUUGUUUGCUCUGCUAUCAAAAAAGCACAAUAAGGUUCUGGAACAAGCCACGCAGUCACUGAGGGGUCCCGUUGGUGCAGAAGAAAAUUCACCAGUGCCCGAUUAUGCUCAAGACCUCAAUGUAAUUGAAGAGGUGAUCCGAAUGAUGCUGGAGAUCAUAAAUUCUUGCCUUUCCACUUCGCUUCACCACAACCCCAAUCUUGUGUAUGCGCUCCUAUACAAACGAGAACUUUUCGAACAAUUCCGCACACACCCCUCCUUCCAGGACGUGAUGCAGAAUCUUGACAUGGUGAUCAGCUUCUUCAGUUAUCGGCUGGAACAGGCUGGUGCAGACCUGUCAGUGGAACGAGUUCUGGAGGUCAUCAAACAGGGAGCCGUGGCACUGCCCAAAGAUAAACUGAAGAAAUUCCCAGAACUGAAGUUCAAGUAUGUUGAAGAGGAGCAACCAGAGGAGUUUUUUGUUCCGUAUAUUUGGUCCUUGGCUUAUAAUACAACGGCGGAACUAUAUUGGAAUCCACAGCAAGUUCAGCUGUUUACAAUGGACUCUGGCUGAGCACCUGUGUUUUGUGAUGAUUGUUUGGGGGGGUGGGAAUGGGCAAAUGUUAAAAUAACAGUUUCAUGAGGAGAAUAAGAAGCUUUCAUCCAAUUUUUGUGUGGUUUACAUCCACAUUAAGGAGUAAUUUCUUUGGACAGGGUGAAUGGAAUUCAGGGAUGUCAUGUAAAUUGUAAGUCUUCACAAACAGACCAAACACAGUUACAAGGGAAUAAUUAUAUUUGACUAAUUUUUCACCAAAUAUCCUUCAUUAGUCUGACUAUGAAAUAAAUUACUUUGCCCACUUUUGGCUGUGCCUAACGGGCCCUUAUGCAGAUAGUACAGUAAACAUUGGUGGAAUCCAGCAUUAAAGAAAGAAAUGUCCCAUAAAAUAGAGUACCCACGUUUCUUAAGUAUAUUCAGAAUACUAAUAUCAUUUAUUGGCUAUAUAAUGUUUAAUUAAAAUGUUUUAGAAUUGCUGUCAUUCCUGAUCCAGAAACAUUUCUUGUAAAUAACAGCCAAGACAGAGGUCCUGUUAUUUCUUUGUUUUAGUUAGUGUACAAGCUUGAAGAAAUUCAGAUAUGUAUUUAAUGCCAAUGGUGCAGGCUGUGGACAAAUGAUUUCCAAUUGAGUUAUUGUUCAACUCUUCUGACUUCCUAACCAGUGAUGGUACCAUCAAUGAACACUUUACUUUUUAAAAUACAUUUAUUGCAUUUUGAAAUGCCGUAUUUAUUAUGUGCACAAUCAUGAACAAGAGACAAAACUAAGUUGAUAUAAUUCAAUAAGUGUAUCCUAGUCAGAUUUCAGAAAUGUAUACUUUAAUAGACGAAUUUAGCUUAAAAUAAAUGCUUGAUCUCGCUUGUUGAUUUAGUGGAUAUAUACUCCUCACUGGACUUUUGUGCAGAGUUACAUAUAUUAGGAUAACAGUUUAGCAUUUGCUCCUGGAAUUGAUUCCAGCUGACUUGGAGAUGAGGGUCAGGGUCUACGUUAUUUGCCACAGUAUUUGAUAGCGUAGGAAACAGAAAUGACAGUUUGUGUUACCACAUUGCCAAGUGAUAAAGACAAGCAUUCCAUUUUUUACAUUCAGCUGCAGCAUAUAACAUUUAGAUACAGAAGAAUGUUUUUCUGUAGCCUUUUAAUUUAAUUGCAGAAAUUAUAAAGUGAACAUUUUGGCUGCUUUAACUGAGUCAUUAGACUGAAGUCCUAUCUGCCUGGUAAAGAAGAUCACAUUACACUAUUUGCAGAAUAAGGGGAAGUUCUUCCACUGUUCAGACCAAUAAAUCAACACCCAUUGGCCUUGCAUUUUCCAAAACCCACAAUCCUGUCUCCGUCCAGGAAGUAUACACAUGCACUGUUUUCAUGUCAGGGAAGCGGGCAUGAACUGCAGACAAUCCGAGUUAGCUACAUAAGCAGAUCAAAUGAUAUAGGAGCAAACUUAGGCCAUUUGGCCCAUCAAGUCUAGUAACCAUUCAAUCAUACGUUUCUCAACCCCAUUCUCCUACCCUCUCCCUAUAAUCCUUGAUUUCCUUACUAAUUAAGAAACUAUCUAUCUCUGUCUUAAAUGCACUCAGUGACUUGGCCUCCACCAUCCUCUGCUGCAAUGAGUUCCACAGAUUCACCACCCUGUGGUGAAAUUCCUCCUCCUCUCUGUUCUAAAAAGUCAUCCCUUCACUCUGAGGCUGUGUCCUCAGGUCUUCACAUCCACACUAGCCAGGCCUCUUAGUAUUCUGAGCUGAAAAAUG